Messenger RNA from Fraxinus pennsylvanica, 405 nucleotides. The record is from the annotation of a GenBank genome assembly. NCBI's taxonomy places the organism in Eukaryota, Viridiplantae, Streptophyta, Magnoliopsida, Lamiales, Oleaceae.
AUGCUUCAGCCUCUGUUUUGUCUGGUAUUCACAGAAGUGUUUGUGAUUCUGCUGCUUCUGUUUAGAACGCCUUUGCGGAAGCCACUUCUUCUUUUGAUGGACAGGGCGAAGCGCGGCCGAGGCCCGGUGGUGGCCUCCACCGCCGGAGGGACCCUCUUUGUGAUUCUGGUAUCGGUUUUCUUCUCGGACGAGCGUAUGUUGGCCUACCAUCUUCUUGAAGCUUCGCUGUUAGGUGUUUCCCUAUUUCUGGUAUUGAUGAUUGACAGGCUUCAUUAUUACAUAAAAGAACUUCGUUUACUGAGGAAGCAUGUAGAAGCAGUAAAGAAGUUCGAUCAGAGGAAUGAUGAAGCGAAAAACAAGGGAAAGUUAAAGACGAAAGUUGCAAAGGUAGAGGAAGAGGAUUGA